This is a messenger RNA of Cornus florida, 2882 nucleotides long. Its product is annotated as kinesin-like protein KIN-14C. Gene Ontology annotation, biological process: microtubule-based movement. The transcript is spliced from 17 exons. The record is from RefSeq and is a predicted model, not a curated record. The coding region runs from base 244 to 2646 and encodes 800 amino acids. Lineage: Eukaryota; Viridiplantae; Streptophyta; Magnoliopsida; Cornales; Cornaceae. Gene Ontology annotation, molecular function: microtubule binding; microtubule motor activity; ATP binding.
UUCCCCUUCUCUCUCUCUCUAACCCUAACUUCUGAUUAGCGUUCCAAUCCGAACAUUUUUCUCGGGAAACAAACACCACAUCUCGUUGCCCAGACUCUCUUCUUCGCAACAAUCACCACCAACGAUCGAAAUCAGCAGUGUUUCCUUCAGAUGCAAUUCACGGCCCCACAAGAGCACCUCAAUAACCCAACACGAUUUUCCAUCUCCGACUACUGACUCAUUUCCUUCCUCUCCUUGUCAAAAAUGACCUCCAGAAACCAAAAUAAGCCCCCUCCUCGCAGCCCCUUAAAUAGAAAUAAUGCGGUUGAUGAUAUACCUCUAGACAAGAGGAGAAAGAUUGGAACGGGGAGGAUGGUGGGAACAGUGAGUAGUGGCAGGGGACGACAGGCCUUUGCAGCGGUGAACAAUAGGCAGGAUCCCACAGCGAAUGGUGGUGACUUGGGUGGAUCUGAUUGUGGUACUGUUGAAUUUAAUAAGGAGGUGGUUGAGGCCUUGCUAAAUGAGAAGAUUAAAGGGAAGAAAUUCGACCACAAGGGGAAAGUGGACCAAAUGACUGAUCUCAUUAAAAAACUUAGGCUUUGUAUAAAGUGGUUUCAAGAACUUGAAAAAGGCCACAUCGAGGAACAGGAAAAGCUAAAGAAUAGUUUGGAAUCUUUGGAGAAAAAAUGCACUGAAACUGAGGUGGCAAUGAAAAACAAGGAGGAGGAAUUAAAUGCAAUUAUUUCUGAGUUGAGGAUGAGUAAUGCCUCUUUACAAGAGAAUUUGGCAAAGCAAGAAUCCGAGAAGCUGGAUGCAAUUGAGUGUCAUAGAAGAGAAAAAGAAGCCAGAGAUGCUGCUGAGAAGUUGCAAUGUCGUCUAAGUGAAGAACUUGAAAAGGCUGAGCAGGAGAAAUUAAGUGCUAAUCAGAGGGUGACAUCACUUGAUGACAUGUACAAGCGAUCACAAGAGUACAACAUAGGCUUGCAACAGUACAAUAGCAAACUUCAAGAGGACGUUGCAUCGGCCAAUGAGUCACUUAAACGAGUAGAAACGGAGAAAACGGCUAUAUUGACGAAUCUUACCACUUUAAGGGGUCAUUAUAAUUCAUUGCAGGAGCAAUUAGCUUCUUGUCGAGCUUCUCAAGAAGAAGCUGUGAAGCAGAAAGAAGCAUUAGUAAAAGAAGUUGGAUGCCUUAGAGGGGAACUACAACAGGUAAGAGAAGACCGUGAUAGGCAAUUAACACAUGUUCAGACCUUGAGUGCUGAAAUACUAAAGUACAAAGAGAGCACGGGAAAGUCAGUUGCAGAAUUGGAUAGUUUAACCAUUAAAUCAAAUGCCCUGGAGGAGACAUGCUCAUCUCAGACAAAACAAAUACUUCUAUUGCAAAGCCAGUUAACCUCUGCAAAUGAGAAGUUAAAGAUGUCUGAUUUAUCGGCUCUGGAAACAAGGGUAGGAUUUGAAGAGCAAAAACGAGUUAUACUUGAGUUACAGGAUCGCCUUGCAGAUGCAGAACAUAAAAUUCUUGACGGAGAAAAGUAUCGCAAAAAGCUCCACAACACUAUAUUGGAACUAAAAGGCAACAUCCGUGUAUUCUGCAGGGUGAGACCGUUGUUACCUGAUGAUGGUGUUGGAAUUGAAGGAAGCGUGGUUUCUUAUCCUACUUCAGCAGAAUCUCUUGGCCGAGGCAUUGAUUUGAUACAAACUGGGCAAAAGUAUCCUUUUACAUUUGACAAAGUGUUCAGCCAUGAAGCCUCUCAGCAGGAUGUUUUCGUAGAGAUAUCUCAGCUUGUACAGAGUGCUCUUGAUGGCUAUAAGGUCUGUAUUUUUGCUUAUGGUCAGACGGGGUCAGGUAAAACCUAUACAAUGAUGGGUGCGCCAGAAUCUCCUGAGCAGAAAGGGCUGAUACCUCGUUCACUAGAACAGAUUUUCCAAACUAGUCAAUCUCUUUCAGCUCAAGGCUGGAAGUAUAAAAUGCAGGCUUCAAUGUUGGAAAUUUAUAAUGAAGCCAUACGUGACUUACUAGUAAAUCGAUCAAGUGGCUUAGACAUGAUUCGUGCAGAAAAUGGUGGUGUCGGAAAGCAGUAUACCAUCAAGCAUGACUCGAAUGGAAACACAAAUGUAUCUGAUCUCACCAUUGUUGAUGUAUGCAGUAUAAGAGAGGUUUCCUCUCUUUUACAUCAAGCUGCACAAAGCAGGUCGGUUGGCAAGACACAGAUGAAUGAUCAAUCCUCUAGAAGUCAUUUGGUUUUCACCCUUCGGAUAUCUGGAGUAAAUGAGAGCACUGAACAACAAGUACAGGGCGUGCUAAAUCUCAUUGAUCUUGCUGGUAGUGAACGACUCUCGAGGAGUGGGGCAACAGGGGACCGACUGAAAGAAACUCAGGCAAUCAAUAAAAGUUUAUCUUGCUUGAGUGAUGUUAUUUUUGCCUUGGCAAAGAAGGAGGACCAUGUUCCGUUCAGGAAUUCAAAGCUGACAUAUCUUCUCCAGCCUUGCUUAGGUGGAGACUCAAAAACGUUAAUGUUUGUCAAUCUUUCUCCUGAUCCUUCUUCUGUUGGUGAGUCACUCUGCUCGCUCCGAUUUGCUGCAAGAGUUAAUUCUUGCGAGAUUGGUAUUCCUCGACGCCAAACAAGCACGCGAAUUGUAGAUUCUCGUCUGAGUUAUGGCUAAAGCAGUGAAAUUGAUUUUCUACUGUUUGUCUUGUCACAAUUGUAAUUGUUGUAUUGGAAGUAACCAUUAUUUAUGAUGGAGGGAUAAUUGGAUGUCUCACAUGCUUACUUGUAUUAUCAAUGCAUUUGGUUUGUACAACUGACCAUAGAGUUGUGUAGUUUCAGAGUAACAACAUUUGUAUUCUUACCUUUACCAGUGAAUGAUAUAUUACCUAGACUCGGUCUGAUACUUAUUUU